GCAACCAGCCACAAAACUCAGCUUUUGCAAGCGCGUGAAGGCGCACGAGUUGUGAAACGCAGCUACUGUUACGCAUUCGUCGACGCCAGCGCUGCGGCGGCUUCCGCACCCACUCGUAUUGCCCCAAACACCGGCCGCAAGGCACAACCAGCUGCAGAUUCGACAUACGCAUUGCGCUGCGGGCGGCCGCACGACGAAUUCAGACUCCAAAACGCCUGAGCAAAGACCAGCGCCUCACGCCAUCGAGCAGCGCGCAUCAUGCGCGCACCUAGAAUAGCCGCAACGCACCAGGAAUGCAAGGUCGUCAAGAUCAGCGGCGUAGCCAUGGCCCUCUGGUUUUUACUGGUUCUCUUCGCGACCGAGAGCAACAAGGCGCCACCGCCGGAAGCGAUGCCGAGCCGCGCCAAUGAGUACUGCUCGGCGCCGCUGACGAGCGGCGACGAGGGCGGCAGCGACGUGACGUCUGUCACGGUCGUCGUGCGCCAUGGCGCGCGGUCCGGCAUUGCCACAGAAGUUCAGGACUGGAAGUGCGGCCUCGGAGCCUUGAAAUCGCACGUCAAGCGGUGGGAGGCCGCGUCGGGCAACGAGCUAACACCUGAAACGAGCCACGGCACCUGCGAGAAGGGCCAGCUCGUCGCGCGCGGCUUCCGCCAACAUAAGAGGCUGGGCGCGUUCCUCCGAAGUCGCUACGGCGGCACUUCAUGGCAAGUAACUACCCGCUCCACGAACUACCAGCGCACGAAGGCGUCGGCUUCAGCGUUCCUCGACGGCUUCUUCGGCGGACGCGUGCCCAAAGACGCGUGGCCGUCCUUCCGAGAAAACGCUUCGGAAGAGCCGAUGUUCGGGGUCGAGGGCGAGGACGGCAAGGGCAUCCGCUGCGUGAGAGCUGCGGCGGACGCCAAGCGGCAGCGCGAGGCGUGGCAACCCGGCGAGCUCGCCGACGCCGUUGCGAGUAUCGAAGACGCGGCUUGGAAUCCUACGGACGUGGCCGACGUCGCGUACUCGCGCCACUGCGAGAAGACCGGCUGUCUGAGGGACGGGCACGCCGGUCUGGGGGACGGGCAAGGUUGCGUCACCGGUUCUAAAGCGGAGGCUUUGUUCAGACUCGCGGACAAAUUUUACUACGGUCGGUAUAAUGGUAAUGACGGCGGCCGGGCCGCAUCUAGAUUGGGAAUGCACCCCUUCCUCUCGGAGCUGUUGCGGAACUUCAAGGACGACUCUGAGUCUUCAGAAAAGCGCCUGCGCCUCUACGCGGGCCACGACACGGUCGUCGCGCCGCUCCUGGCGGCGCUAGGCGUAUUUGAUGGGAAAUGGCCGCCGCUCGCGUCGCGCAUCGUCUUCGAGCUUAGGGAAGGCGGGGCGCUGCGCAUCUUGUUCAACGGCCGCGACGUGUCUGGCGAGGUGUGCGGCGCGGUCGGGGACGAUCUGGAAGGAGGGCCGCCCGGCGCGCGCGGCUGCGACGUGGCGGCCUUCGAGGCGCGCGUCGCGGCGUUGCUGGGCGGCGCGGCGUCGUUCGACGAGGCGUGCGGGAACUGAGCACUGUUGUCUGCUAAGUGUUGUUGUCCAUAAUUACCUUGGGUUGCUGA
This is a messenger RNA of Pelagomonas calceolata, 1586 nucleotides long. NCBI's taxonomy places the organism in Eukaryota, Pelagophyceae, Pelagomonadales, Pelagomonadaceae. The record is from the annotation of a GenBank genome assembly.